GCUUUGCGGCAACAGACAGAUUUAUACCGUUUUGCCGGUCACUGCUUCGCACCAAGAAGCUCUUGUACCUGCCACCUAAACCGUUCCAACUCCUUCUCUUCCCCUUUCACCCUCAGACACACGCUCCAGAAACAUCAUCAAGCACACGGUCAGAAGUCAUUGGAUCCAUUGCUACAACGCUGCAACAGUAAUCGCAAGGUCAGUGAAUACUGGUAGCAAGCAACGAGACAUCUCAACGAUACAGGCGCUGACGCGGUCUGCUUGCCACUUGCAGUUCGACCACCAAACCGCACACCACCACCACCAACGAGCAUCAGCAUGUUCUACUCCACCCUCCUCCUCGCAGCCACGGCUCUCACCGGCCUGGUAAGCGCACAAAACUACUCCACCUCCGGCCCUCUUUACGUCGUACCGAGCAGCGUCGACUACAACCUCCGUCUCUCAUGGUGCCGCGCGCAAACGAACUCUUGCCCACAGAUUUGCGGUGGCCAGGCGAACCCGAACACAUGUGAUGCUAACUCCCUGAAUUACACCUGCACCUGCUCUAACGGUGCCCAACCCAACAUCUCCGCCUACGACCAGACCAUUCCCUCCUUCGUCUGCGGUGCAUGGAGAGGUGACUGUGUUGCUGCUCAUCCCAUGGAUUUGCCCGGCCAGACCGCCUGCUUGUCCGUGGUCUGCGGCAACCGCAACGCCUCGUCCGGCCUGUCCGCUAGCUCAUCCAUGUCAUCCUCCGCGGUGGCUUCUAGCAGUGCCUCCGCUUCCGGCUCUGCCGCUGCUGCUCCUGCUUCGGGCUCCGCAUCCGCCACUGGCAGUGCGACCCGCAGCACCAGCUCCGCCGCCGCUACUGGCUCAUCAGCGGGCUCAUCUUCUGCAGCUGCCGCUUCGGCUACGCCUUCCGGUGCUGCGGUCGCUAUGAGCGUGGCGAAGAACUACGGCACGGGUAUCCUUGCCGCUGGUCUGUUUGCCUUCUUCGGCAUGGCCCUGUAAAUGCUCACCCACAUUGGAGAGGAGGAGGACUGAAAGGAGAGCGACAUGAAACCGCUCGUGAAUAGAGCAAAGGCGCUCGGCCUCAUUG
Molecule: messenger RNA, 1078 nt
Organism: Baudoinia panamericana UAMH 10762
Lineage: Eukaryota; Fungi; Ascomycota; Dothideomycetes; Mycosphaerellales; Teratosphaeriaceae
Exons: 2
Coding region: 319-990 (223 amino acids)
Source: RefSeq, a predicted model, not a curated record